AUAUGUAUGAAUAUAUUAUACAUAUAUAUAUAGAAUUUUGGAAGGAGACUACUGACUGCACCACUGACACGCACGCACACACAUUCGCAAUAAGUCUUUCAUUCCCGUCUCGCGAACGGGUAUCAUGGCGGCGGUCGAAGGAGCUCCCGGCUCAUCACCGAGCCUAAAAAUGUCAGCCAAGCUCCUGCGACACAAGGCACAAGAGUUUCUCGCUUCGCGAAAACAUGCCAAUAAUCUCGUUGAUAUUAUCGCCCAGUGGGAUGAUUCUAGCACUGCCUGUAUUCUCACUCUCGAGACAAUAUUCGUUGAGUUACUCAGACGCAAUGACAUGUAUCUUGAGAGAACCAUUUCACUCACCAUUUCAGAACCUGAACCGGAGAUUCGUUAUGUAAAUUGGUUACGCAAUUGUUACGAGGAGGUAUGGGAAAAAAUAUUGGCGUCAAUAGAGCGAGGUCGUCCAGCUACGCAAUUACAAGCUUUGACUACCGCAAUGAAGAUCAUGGCUGAGGAAGGGAAAUUUCCCUUCGAGCCUGUCGGCGAAUUGGGCUAUUAUUUUCCUCUAUACAGACUCAAGCCGAUUCUCAUGAGUUUGUUAUCUCCUAAUCAAGACAACAUCAAUUUGAUCGCAAGGCUCCAAGAGAUCACCAAUUAUACAGAUGCUUUAUAUUACACAUGGAAGAGUCUUCCAUCGUUGACACCAAAGCGUCAACCCCAAGAAAUUUUCAUAAAAAAUUUGUUAGAACUGAUACACAAAUUGCCACUGCCAAAAGAUAGCGAAGCUCAAGAAUGUCAAGAUUUGCUGUGCGGUCCUCAACACUCAGCUGGUGGUUUUACAUGGGAUCAUUCAUCAGCAAAAAGAUCACUAAAUAAAGUAUGGGCUUGUGUAAUGCAUUGGGAACUGACGCCUCAAUUGCAUAAGCAAUUGUUGAUUGUACUUCUCGAGCGGGUUAUGCCUCACUUGGAGAAGCCCGUCUUACUCACGGACUUUCUCAUGGAUUCGUUGGACGCGAAUGGUCCUAUCGGACUUCUUGCUCUUCAAGGUGUUUUCGUUCUCGUCACUAAGCAUAAUCUCGAAUAUCCAAAUAUAUUUACCAAACUUUAUUCGAUGUUCGAGCCUGAAAUUUUCCACACCAAGUACAAGGCUCGUCUUUUCUAUCUCUCCGAUUUAUUUCUAAGUUCCACGCACUUGCCCGAAGCUCUUGUAGCAGCCUUUGCAAAGCGAUUGGCGCGCUUAACUAUGGUGGCACCACCGGAGGACAUCUUAAUAAUUCUCUUGUUUGUGGGAAAUUUAUUAUUAAGGCAUCCGGGCUUAAAACGUUUGAUAGAUCAUCCCCAUGGUGGGGGGGCCGUUUCUUCCGAAGGCUCGGGAAUGGCCGAUCCAUUUUUAAUGGAAGAACGGGAUCCUCUGCAGAGCAAUGCUCUCUUGAGCAGCUUAUGGGAAAUAAAAGCUUUGCAGCACCACGUGUUGCCUAGUGUAGCGACCGCGGCGAGAUUCAUAAGAGAUCCUUUGCCCUCUGUCGAGUACGAUAUGGCCACAGCUCUUGAAAAAACCGGGGGUCACGUAUUCGAUCGUGAAAUCAAAAACAAAGUGAAGGACAUAAUGUUGACUUUCGAGCGACCAAGCUCGAUGGCAUUACCCAAGGGUGAAAGAUUACUCCAGUAUUGGCAAUUGACGACGAUUCGUUGAUUCGACGUCGAUCAAUCGCCUCUUCACAGCGAGCGAUGGCUAGAGAAAAAAUCAUGGAAAUACUAUGGACACAACAGAAAUCAAGACGCAAAGAGAACAAAUGAAAUAAUAAGGAGAGGAAAACGACAAAAAAACAAUUCGAAAUAUCAAGAAUAUGUAAGAUCAAUGGUAAGGGCGAUGCGGAAUCUGCCAUCAGUUUUGUGACGGCUCCACGACAUUACGCAUCUAUACAUAUUUAUUUAUUUAUUCAUAAAUAUAUAUGUAAACGUGUACGACGUGGGAAAUCCGAGUUAAAACAAGUCCAUCGACUGUGCAAUUGUGUUAUUUGCCAAGGCCCGUCAAUGUACACAUUGUGACGAACUCACGUGUGUGAAUUACGCUAUUUUCCAGUCAUUUUCGAUCAAAGCGGAUGACGUUUAUUUUUAUUUUUUUCUUUUAUUUUAUAUAUAUAUAUAUAUUUUUUUUUUUUUAAUUAAUUUAAGAGCAUGGAUCAGUCGGUUUAUCGCAACCGUGAGUGCGAGAGAGAUAGCAAAGAAUUUCAAUUUCGAAAAUUCCAAGUGAGGUUACGUGACUGAUCUAUGCUCUUAAGUCGAAUCGACGAAAUUUUGUUCUUCUCUAUCGUUCGACCGUACGAUUUUUAUUAUGGAAAAGUACCAGUGUUUUUCCUUUUUUAACCUCAACUUCAUCUGAAACGAAUUUGUGUGAAUAAGUUUACUACCAUUUUCGAACGCGGGCGCAUCGCGUUAGUUUUUUUUCAGCUGAGUGAAUCGCGAAUUUCGAUACAUUGUAUUACGUACGACAUAUCUUUGCAGCCAAAAUUUGUAUUCAGUCAGAAUUUCCAUGUUCCAUCAACAAUUCAAGAAUAAGAAAUGAAAAAGUUCAGUGAUCUUUGCGAUCUCGAAUAUUGGAAUAAAAAAUUAACGCUUCAGGUACAUCUAAGAAAUUCAUUUCUUGAUUCAAAAAAAAUGUUGGAGAAUGGUUUAUUACUUUUUAUAUCUAUUACUAUUAUUGAUAUUUUUUUCCACAUUAUUAAAUCAAUUGAAAGAUGAAUAUUUGAAAUACAUUGUACGGUAUCGAAAUUCUGUGAAUAAUUUUUUCUAUUUGAAAAAUUGAUGUGUACAAUAUCCUCAACAACAUCGGUCACGUUGAACCGCGGCCAAUUUCAUGUGAGUUAACUUUGUCGGACUGAAUCGUUUAUACGCACGAAAGUGAUAUAAUAAGAAAAUUGAUUUUAAAGAGAAAACGAUUACACAGAGCAAUAAAUUGAAAAACUUUUUGAAUUUA
Venturia canescens is the source of this 2971-nucleotide messenger RNA. RefSeq names its product nucleolar complex protein 4 homolog B. Gene Ontology annotation, biological process: ribosome biogenesis. The transcript has 6 exons. The coding region runs from base 125 to 1687 and encodes 520 amino acids. Gene Ontology annotation, cellular component: small-subunit processome; Noc4p-Nop14p complex; nucleolus. The record is from RefSeq and is a predicted model, not a curated record. NCBI's taxonomy places the organism in Eukaryota, Metazoa, Arthropoda, Insecta, Hymenoptera, Ichneumonidae.